This is a messenger RNA of Nerophis lumbriciformis (worm pipefish), 1032 nucleotides long. The record is from RefSeq and is a predicted model, not a curated record. NCBI's taxonomy places the organism in Eukaryota, Metazoa, Chordata, Actinopteri, Syngnathiformes, Syngnathidae.
AUGAAGAUGGAGUCAGCGGCGGCUGAGGCUCAGCAGACGGCUGAGUCUGCUGAGACAGAAAACCAGCAGCAGAUCACGCCGGCGCAGCUCGCCACCUUGGCAGCCGCUGAUUGUAGCCUCUGUUUCCCCCUUACAUCCUUUUUCCUACAGGUAUCCAUGGCAACGGGCCACGGCUCAACAACAGGUCCCACGGUCACACUUGUACAGCUUCCAAAUGGGCAGACGGUCCAAGUGCACGGUGUGAUACAGGCAGCGCAGUCAUCCGUCAUACAGUCGCCACAAGUGCAAGCUGUGCAGAUCUCCACCAUUGCUGAAAGUGAGGAUUCACAGGAGUCAGUGGACAGUGUGAUUGACUCACAGAAGCGGCGCGAGAUUCUUUCUCGCCGACCCUCUUAUAGGAAAAUCCUGAACGAUCUUUCGUCUGACGCGCCAGCUGUCCCUCGCAUCGAGGAGGAAAAGGCCGAAGACGAUGUGGCGGCGGCUGCCACGCCCGCUAUCACUACCGUAACCGUGCCCACCCCGAUUUACCAAACCAGCAGUGGUCAAUACAUCGCCAUCACGCAGGGUGGUGCCAUCCAGCUGGCCAACAACGGCACCGACGGGGUUCAGGGCCUGCAGGCUCUCACCAUGACCAACGCGGCCGCUGCUCAGCCAGGGGCCACCAUCUUGCAGUACGCGCAGACCAGUGACGGCCAGCAGAUACUAGUCCCCAGUAACCAAGUGGUGGUGCAAGCUGCGUCUGGCGACGUCCAAGCCUAUCAGAUCCGAACGGCGCCCGCCAACACCAUCACGUCCGGCGUGGUCAUGGCCUCUUCGCCCGCACUGCCAACUCAAGGUGCAACCGAAGAAGUCACCCGCAAGAGGGAGGUCCGCCUCAUGAAGAACAGAGAGGCAGCGCGUGAGUGUCGCAGGAAGAAGAAGGAGUAUGUCAAGUGUCUGGAGAACCGAGUGGCUGUUCUGGAGAAUCAAAAUAAGACGCUCAUUGAAGAGCUCAAAGCCCUCAAAGACCUAUACUGUCACAAAUCUGACUAA